AUGCGGUCCUUCACCCCUCUCCUUCUGAGCCUGCUGGGUGCUUCUGCGGCCGUUUCGGCUUCAGAGCCCGCCGCCGAGGCUGCUGCGGACUCUAAUGUCCUCGCGCUGACCGGCGAGACCUUCAACGACUUCGUCAAGGAGCACGAGCUGGUCCUGGCCGAGUUCUACGCACCCUGGUGCGGUCACUGCAAGGCUCUCGCCCCCAAGUACGAGGAGGCUGCUACCGAGCUGAAGAGCAAGAACAUUCCCCUCGUCAAGGUGGACUGCACAACUGAGGAGGAGCUGUGCCGGACCUACGAGGUCGAUGGCUACCCGACCCUCAAGGUCUUCCGUGGCCCCGACUCGCACAAGCCUUAUGCCGGUGCCCGUCAGACUGACUCGAUCGUCUCAUACAUGACCAAGCAGUCGAUGCCCGCAGUCUCCAUCCUGGCCGAGGAGACCCUGGAGGAGUUCAAGACCAUGGACAAGAUCGUCAUCGUCGGCUACAUCGGUACCGAUGACAAGACCGCCAACAAGAGCUUCACCGCGUUCGCCGAGUCCCAGCGCGACAACUACCUCUUCGGUGCCUCCAACGACGCCGCUCUCGCCAAGACCGAGGGUGCCACCCAGCCCUCGAUCGUUCUCUACAAGGAUUUUGAUGAGAAGAAGGCCAUUUACGAUGGCAAGCUCGAUGAGGAGGCCAUCCUGAAGUGGGUCAAGAUCGCCAGCACCCCCCUCGUUGGUGAGCUCGGCCCCGAGACCUACUCCAAGUACAUGGCCGCCGGUAUCCCUCUCGCCUACAUCUUCGCCGAGACCGCCGAGGAGCGUGAGCAGUUCGCCGAGGAGUUCCGCCCCAUCGCUGAGAAGCACCGUGGUGAGAUCAACAUUGUCACUCUGGACGCCAAGGCGUUCGGUGCUCACGCUGGCAACCUGAACCUUGAGCCCGAGAAGUUCCCCGCCUUCGCCAUCCAGGAGACCGACAAGAACUCCAAGUACCCCUACGACCAGACCAAGAAGAUCGACGCCAAGGAGGUUGGCAAGUUCAUCCAGGACGUUCUGGACGGCAAGGUUGACCCCAGCAUCAAGUCCGAGCCCAUCCCCGAGGAGCAGGAGGGUUCCGUGACCGUUGUCGUUGGCAAGAACUACCAGGAGGUUGUCAUUGAGAACGACAAGGAUGUCCUGCUCGAGUUCUACGCCCCCUGGUGUGGACACUGCAAGGCUCUGGCUCCCAAGUACGAGGAGCUCGCUGCCCUGUACGCCGACGUUGCCGAGUUCAAGGACAAGGUCGUCGUCGCCAAGAUUGACGCUACCGCCAACGAUGUCCCCGACUCCAUCACCGGCUUCCCUACCAUCAAGCUGUUCCCUGCCGGCAAGAAGGACGAGCCCGUCGAGUACGCCGGCUCUCGUACCAUCGAGGACCUUGUUGACUUCAUCAAGAAGAACGGCAAGUACGAGAUUGACGGUCUUGCUGGUGGCAAGAAGGCUACUGAGGGUGGCGAUGUCACUGCCGCUCCCUCUGCCUCCUCUACCGAGGCUGCCGAGACUCCUGCCGCCUCUGACAAGAAGGAGGAGAUUCACGAUGAGCUGUAA
Messenger RNA from Penicillium cataractarum, 1569 nucleotides. RefSeq names its product protein disulfide isomerase PDI1 (gene pdiA). Gene Ontology annotation, molecular function: protein disulfide isomerase activity. The coding region runs from base 1 to 1569 and encodes 522 amino acids. Gene Ontology annotation, cellular component: endoplasmic reticulum. The record is from RefSeq and is a predicted model, not a curated record. NCBI's taxonomy places the organism in Eukaryota, Fungi, Ascomycota, Eurotiomycetes, Eurotiales, Aspergillaceae. The transcript has 2 exons. Gene Ontology annotation, biological process: response to endoplasmic reticulum stress; protein folding.